Messenger RNA from Suricata suricatta (meerkat), 939 nucleotides. It is a transcript of the gene HMX2, whose product is annotated as H6 family homeobox 2. Gene Ontology annotation, cellular component: nucleus. Bases 133 to 939 code for a protein of 268 amino acids. Lineage: Eukaryota; Metazoa; Chordata; Mammalia; Carnivora; Herpestidae. Gene Ontology annotation, molecular function: DNA-binding transcription factor activity, RNA polymerase II-specific; RNA polymerase II transcription regulatory region sequence-specific DNA binding. The transcript is spliced from 5 exons. Gene Ontology annotation, biological process: regulation of transcription by RNA polymerase II. The record is from RefSeq and is a predicted model, not a curated record.
AGGUCCUCUUGGCAGGCUCCCGGCACGCCAAAGCCGGAGGCCACCCCGCGAGAACCCCAGAGCCCUCUCCUCUCCUUGCUCCCAGAGCGCGCGUCUGGAGGGUAGAGCCCGAAGAAAGAGGAGAAGGCAAGGAUGGGCAGCAAGGAAGAUGCAGGCAAGGGGUGUCCGGCGGCCGGCGGCGUCUCCAGCUUCACCAUUCAGUCCAUCCUGGGCGGGGGCCCCUCCGAGGUGACACGGGAGCCCGCCGGCUGGCCGGCCAGGAAGCGCAGCCUGUCCGUGUCCUCGGAGGAGGAGGAGCCGGACGACGGCUGGAAGGCACCUGCCUGCUUCUGCCCAGACCCGCACGGCCCCAAGGAGCCGGGCCCCAAGCAUCACCCCCCCAUCCCCUUUCCUUGCCUGGGUACCCCUAAGGGCAGCGGCGGCGCGGGGCCGGCGAGCUCGGAGCGCGCGCCUUUCCUCUCUCCUUCGCACCCGGACUUUAAGGAAGAGAAAGAGAGGCUCCUGGCCGCGGGCUCGCCGUCGCCGGGGCCCGAGCGGCCGCGGGACGGCGGCGCCGAGCGAGUCGUAGCUCAGGUCGUGGUGCACAAGGACCGGAAUCCAGCUCCGGAACUCGCGCGGAGAGGGACAAAGGCCGGGAGCCUCACUGGCGAAGCGUUGCCUCGCGGGACCCAGCGUCUACCCAGCACUGGGAGCGUCUUGGGCUUGGCCGCAACAAUUGUCGCCUGGCCGUGCGAAUCGUGCCACGCGCCCCCUUCCGAGGGCGAAGCCUGGCGCGACAGGCUUGCAGCCGCGCACAGUUUCGAAGCCGGCGGCACACUUGUGCGUCCCUCGCGGCGCGCGAACCGGGUGCGGAAAGCAGACAAUUCGGCGGAGGAGGGAUCUGAGGCCGGAGACCCGGCAAAGAAAGCGCGGGUGGCAGAGGCGCUUCCCUGCACCUGA